Molecule: messenger RNA, 525 nt
Organism: Sporothrix brasiliensis 5110
Lineage: Eukaryota; Fungi; Ascomycota; Sordariomycetes; Ophiostomatales; Ophiostomataceae
Exons: 3
Coding region: 1-525 (174 amino acids)
Source: RefSeq, a predicted model, not a curated record
AUGUCUUACAGAGCUGUCGCCACUGCCAUCCCUUUGGCUCGAUCGCUCAUUCGUGCGAGCCUUCGUCGAAGUCUUGAGCGUUCCCAGUACAACCGGCCCGCGUUUCGCUAUUCCUCAACAACUGUUUCCGCCUUGCGUACGAACCUCCAAGGGCCAGCGCUGCCUAACAUCGCUCCUGAAAAGAAUGUGACAACGCCGCAAACGCUGACGGAGAAGAUCCUUCAACGCUAUUCCGUCGAUCUUCCGAAGGGAAAGGUUGUCCGAAGCGGUGACUACGUCCAGAUUCAGCCGCACAGAUGCCUCACGCAUGAUAAUACCUGGCCUGUGGCCAUGAGGUUCAUGUCCACAGGUGCUACCAAGAUCAAGGAUCCUGCUCAGCUUGUCUUUGCACUUGAUCAUGACGUACAGAACAAGAGCCCCAGUAACUUGAAGAAGUACGACCAGAUACAGGAGUUUGCGAAGAAGCAUGGUGUCAACUUUUUUGGCGCAGGUCAUGGCAUUGGCCACCAAAUUAUGCCACAGUAA